CUUCCAAGAUGGACCUUCACCACCGGGCCGCCUUCAAGAUGGAGAGCUCGUCGUACCUGCCCGGGCCUCUCGCAUCUCCGGCUCUCAUGGUGCUCGCGUCAACAGCCGAUGCCAGCCGAGACGCCUUGGCGCCAUGCCAGCAGCCACGUCCGUUCGGCGCACCGGUGUCCAUCUCCGACAAAGAAGUACACCUCCCGUUCGCCAACGGCUCGUACGCCUUCGCCUCCGUCUACCACAGGCAGCCCAGCUUCGGGGGCCGUGACUUUGCGCCGUCUCUGCUGCACCUGCACCACCAGUUCGCCCCACCUGGCCUGGACUGCCCGCCAUCCAUAGGCGUCCUAAACCACGGUGCGGUAGGAGCCUUCCGGCCCUUCGCGUCGCCUCCAGAAGAGCGCGAGUCAGCCGCAGGUGCCUACCAAUCAGCUUUCACUCCGGCAAAGCGCCUCAAGGGCUGCCUGGAGGCAGAGGCCUCGCCGCACCUGCGCUACUCCGACGCAGAGGGUAAAGAGUACGACUUCGGUGCCCACGUGCCCUCGGGCUCACCAGGUGCCCUCAAGGUUGUGGAGGACAUCGGGAGAAAAAUCUUCGCCGUCUCUGGCCUGCUGUCCGAUCGCGAGACCUCGUCGAGCCCAGAAGACCGCAUCGAACGAUGCAAGAAGAAGGUGUCUCUGUACGACAGUCAGACUCCCAUCUGCCCCAUCUGCCAAGUGCUGCUGCGCCCCAGCGAACUGCAGGAGCACAUGGAGCAGGAGAUGGAACGGCUAACUCAUUUGCACAUUAGCAAGAACCCAUCACCAAAGGAUCUCAGCACAGCGCCAGGCACGCCCAAGUCUCUCCUGUUGUCAGUGCACAUCAAGCGCGAGGGCGAGUCUCCGGUAAUCUCGCCCCUCUCCUCCGACGACCCGCACCACUCUGACAGAUACCAGACGUUCCUGCGAGUGCGGGCAAACAGACAGACACGCCUCAACGUCGGCGACCUCUGCUGCCGCAGGCGCUACACCAAGGAUGCGCCCCGAGAUGUGGCCCUAGCUCCCUUCUGCCUUCGAGAUGCCCGGAUCGGCAAGCUGAAGCGACGAAAGCCAGAGGAUGGACAGGUAUGUCCUCUGUGCAGCACUCCACUGGAAGGGACGGUUGAGGAAAUGAAUAGGCAUGUGGAAGAGUGUCUGCUAAAGAGGGACGGCGGAAUGGAUGACGACCAGGCCGACAUGGACAGCGAAAACGGUACCCGCUUCGAGGAGUACGAGUGGUGCGGCCAGAAGCGGAUUCGAGCCACGUCUCUCCUAGAAGGAGGCUUCAGAGCAGGAACAGGCUUCGCCAUGUGCAGCGCGAAAGAGAGCCACGACAGCGACGCCGACCUGGACGUGGAUGGCGACGACACGCUGGAGUACGGCAAAGCGCAGUACACCGAAGCGGACAUCAUCCCCUGUUCCGGGGAGGACCAUGGGGAAACCAAAGAACGCGAGGCGCUCCGUGGCGCCGUAUUAAACGGUGGCAUGCCGUCCAACAGGAUAACGCCGGAAUUCUCCAAAUGGGCCAGCGACGAAAUGCCGUCCACCAGCAACGGUGAGAGCAGCAAACAGGAGGCAUCAGCGUCCAUCAACGUGCCCAGGACCUGCAAAAACAGCGAGAUAGACAAGAUCACAGAAGAUUCCACAGGCACCACACUCGACGCACUGAAGGCUCGCAUCCGAGAUUUGGAGAAGCAGAUCCUCCGAGGAGACCGAUACAAGUGUCUGAUUUGCAUGGACUCUUACACAGCGCCCCUCACCUCCAUCCAAUGUUGGCAUGUCCACUGUGAAGAAUGCUGGCUUAGGACUCUGGGAAACAAGAAACUCUGUCCGCAGUGCAACACCAUCACGUCGCCGGGAGACCUCCGCCGCGUCUACUUGUGAACGGCUCAGCAUCUCCCGCAUCCUUCCCUCAUCCCCCGUUCGUCCAGUUCGCUCCGGUGGAUUUAAGUUUCCCUUUUUUUUCCCCUCAGACUGACAAUUGUUUUUUUUUUUUGCUAACGAGGAGCGCCCGACGUAGCCCGCAGACCGCACGGGGACUCGAAAAGACUUUGUACAGACUCAGUAGGAGAAGCUCCUCCCACUUCUCACCCAGCCUGCCACUCCGCGCCCCCCCUUCCUCGUGGUGCUCCAUGUACGGUGCAGGCCUACACCUCUGCCCGCCUCCCUGCUUCGCUUUGGCACGCCUCCUCUGGCUUUUUAGAGAGAGCGUGUGUGUUUGUGUGUCUGUGUGUCUGUGUGUGCGCAGAAACAACCACCGAGUCGGUCCUCAGCAGAACUCUUUCCCGAUCGGGACCAAAAAAAAAAAAAAGAAUAAAUGAAAAGUAGUGGUUUACCCCUCUACCCAUCUGCCCCUCCCUCAUAAUUCACCAUUGUGCGGUUUUGUUUCUUUUUUUGUUUCCUUUGCAUUGAUUUUGAGAUUUUUCCUCCUUUUGUGGUGUUCUAGUGACGUCAACCAAACUCAAAUUCACUCAAGCAGCGCAAGCACAUGUAUAAUCGUCUCGUAUGUUUACGGUGUCGUGAGUAAAUGACAUAGAGAACACACUUGUAUACACACGCAUAGCGCACACUUAAAAAAAAAAAUAACAGAAAAAAAGAGAUUCAAACAGACACACAGCAGAACACGGACAUACACACGAGUAUAUAUUGUAAAGUCCAGUUUUAGUUAGGGCUGGGGUCGGGUGGGUAGGGGAAGGGCAGAUGUUUCAUUCUCGAUGGCUAAAGAAAUCCCUCUGUAUUUUUAAACAGAUGUUGUUGUCUUGAAGUUGUAUUUCAUUGUACAGGAAGAAAUUUAAUAAUGUUAAUAAUUAACUACUCAAACUAGGCUUUAAAGGUUUAGGCUGUAAAUUUUUUUUCACCUGAAUAUACAGUAUAAACUGUAGAUCCGAACCGGAAGUAAGAGCGUCUUUUUUUUUUUUUUCUCUCCUUUUUCCGUUUCACGCAAGCAAUUAAGAGUCCGGCUUUAAUUUACUCUUAAUCACCCUGAUUACUGUUCGUCUCGGGUGCGCUUCCAUUCCUCCUCGCCAAGAAGAAACGAGGAUAAAACAGCAGCUUCGACGCAGACAACGAUGACGACGCUUUUCUUUCUACACGAUGGAUCGGUUUAGCACUGGAAGAACUGGCAGUCGACCUGAUUCUUCUGCUCUCUCUCCAGGACUGAGAUGCUGUGCUUUUGUAUUUGUACAACUAUAUAUUCUGUGAUUUUUCUGUAUUGAUGUAAGCAAGGAAAAAAAAGAAUUCAAGAAAAGAAGGCUAAGUGCUUAUCCCGAUGCCACAAUAAAUGGUCAAAUGUU
Trichomycterus rosablanca is the source of this 3301-nucleotide messenger RNA. It is a transcript of the gene rnf220a, whose product is annotated as ring finger protein 220a. Gene Ontology annotation, molecular function: metal ion binding; ubiquitin protein ligase activity. Gene Ontology annotation, biological process: protein ubiquitination. NCBI's taxonomy places the organism in Eukaryota, Metazoa, Chordata, Actinopteri, Siluriformes, Trichomycteridae. The record is from RefSeq and is a predicted model, not a curated record. The transcript has 14 exons. The coding region runs from base 9 to 1892 and encodes 627 amino acids.